Messenger RNA from Dipodomys spectabilis (banner-tailed kangaroo rat), 327 nucleotides. It is a transcript of the gene Ppdpf, whose product is annotated as pancreatic progenitor cell differentiation and proliferation factor. The transcript has 2 exons. The coding region runs from base 1 to 327 and encodes 108 amino acids. Gene Ontology annotation, biological process: cell differentiation; multicellular organism development. The record is from RefSeq and is a predicted model, not a curated record. Lineage: Eukaryota; Metazoa; Chordata; Mammalia; Rodentia; Heteromyidae.
AUGGCCGCCAUCCCCUCCGGCGGCUCGCUCGUGGCCACGCACGGCUACUACCGGCGCCGACCCCGGAGCAGCGAGCCGUCCUUCCGGCGGCGGCGGCUUCUCCACAUCCCGGCUCCGCUCCCCGCAGGCCGCCCCCAGCCCCGGCCCCUAGAGCCAGGAGGAGGCAGCCGCUCAGCCCGCCCGGCCGGGCCCACGCUGGGCGCCCACCCUGCGCCCGAGCAGCUCCUGGGCCAGAGCCCGGCCUGCCGCGCCGCGGACCCGGCCGGCCGCCAGCGGACACCGGCGGAGGCCCAGAGCCCCCCGCCCCCGGCACCGAGCAGAGAAUGA